Messenger RNA from Klebsormidium nitens, 2350 nucleotides. Lineage: Eukaryota; Viridiplantae; Streptophyta; Klebsormidiophyceae; Klebsormidiales; Klebsormidiaceae. The record is from the annotation of a GenBank genome assembly.
AUUGAACUUGAACUUGAACUUUGAAGUUGAAAAGUCGAGCUUCGCAUUCCAGUGUCUUCAACAAGAGCGUUCUUCUGCAAACAUCUGGAUGGUGCCAAUACAGCACUUUCACUGCUUUCAAAGAGAAGUGGCCGUGUUCACUUGUCCUCCUGGUUGUUGGUUCGCAGCUCGCACCAGAGCAAAUUGAUGCAGAUUGGACGCCACCAGUAACCAGCUGCAAUGGGGACUGGAGGAAGGCGCGUCAAAGAGGGUGUCAAAACGAGAAUUAUUGCUCCUGCUGAGGGCCUGCCCGGGCUGCCGCCUCCUUCCGAUUCAGACUCGUACACGAGUGACUCCCUCUCUGAUUCUUCUGACAGUUCGGGGUUCAGCAGCGGCUCCGAUGUCUCCAGCCCGCGACGAGGGGGUCAUGUUCGGAGAAGGUCACCUCCUCCUGCGGUUGACAAAAGGGCCACCCUGAAGCAGCGGGAAAGGAGCCCCCAUGAGCGGGAGCGCACUGAAAGGAAGAGGCGACGAUCUGAGGACGAGGACUACCAUCGCCGUCAGCGCACUCGAUCCCCUCGGCGGCGCAGCCCCUCGCCAAGGCGGCCAUCUCUGCCCCCCCGGAAGCAAGAGAUGUCUCAUAAGCGCCCUGCAAGUCAUAGCGGAUCCCCCAGUCCCAGCGGGAAACGGCCCCUGACACACCGGCAAGAGGUCGGCAAAUUUGAAGAGGAAGAAGUCCGUUUUGUCGAGAGGGAUGUGCGCGUGCUGGGCAGAGAAAAGGACGAUACCAACAGAGGGGGAGUCGACGGUGCUUCUGACGGCAAGGGGGGUUCAGGGUCGCGGGUAGUGAACGGGAAGGUUGCAAUUUCGGUUGGCCCCCGAAAAGGAGGUGAGAUGAAGCAGAGCGGGGCUGACAUGGAGCUCGGAAAAAAAGACGAGAAAGAAAAGGACAAGGGGAGUGUUCUUGCGGGGGUUGACGAAAAAGCAGGGGACGAAGGUGGUAUCGAAACGGGGGGGCUGACGCAGGGGGCUGAAGACGUUGGAGCUUUCCCCCUGGAUGAUGGCGUUCCUGUGGUAGGUCUGGAAGGGGAAGCUGAGAAAGGGGAAAUGGGAGACGGUGGGGAAGCGACACGAGGGCGAGGGGUCGAUGGGGGGGCCUCUGAGGGGGCUGGGGGGAACGUCAGCGGUUUCGGAGAGCAGCGAGAAGAGUCAGAAGAGAAGGAACUCUUUGAGAAGGACGGGCCCGAAGAGCUUGGUGCGCAGAAAGGGAGAAAGAGUAGCAGGUGGGAUCGGAAGGCGUCGCCAGAUAUCGAAGAGGAAGGAGAAGUUGGUCUAGGAGUGGAAGCAGAGAUUGCACACGGCGACGGGGAAGUGAAGGAGAGUGAAGAUGCAAGGCACGGCGACAGUUCUCAUGAUAGGACGGAGGGCGCUUCUCUUGAGAGGAGGGGGGAUGAUCAAAGGUCUGUAGAGAUGGGGGUGGAUGAGAGGAGGGGUGAGGCGGAACGGUUCGAGAAGAGAAGAGAGGAGGAUAAGUACGAGAGGCGGGGAGACGACUGGCGGGAAGACAGGAGGCGGGACGAGCGAUAUGACGACGAGCGGCGGAGGGACGAGCGCCAUGAUAGGGCCCCGGACCGUUUUGAGAGGCCGAGGGGUGGGCGAUUUGAGGAUCCGCGGAAGAGAAGGGACGAUCGGUAUGACAAUGAAAGUUCCAGAGACCGUCGGUUCGAGGACCGUGGGGAUCGAUUUGAGGGCGAGAGAGCGAGAGAAGGGCGGUUCGAUGACCGGAGGCGCACGGAGCGGGACCACGGACGGCCAGACGAUAGGAGAUACGAGGGGAGAGGGUAUGGCGACAGAGGUCACCAAGAUCGGGGCUAUGAUGGUCGGGGCCCGGAGAGACCGCGGCCUCCAUUCCGAGAGGACAGAACGGAACGUCGUGACGGGCGGAACUUCGAGGAGAGGGGCUGGGAACGGGGCCGGGAGCACGCGGCGAAGGCAGCACCGUAUGAAAGACCCGAGACUAUGCAAGCAGACCGGGAGGAGCGCGCGAGGAACUCUGGCAGGGGGGGGUGGGGCGCACAGAGGGGCGGGAGUUUCAAGCAGCCAACGGAAAAGUGGGGCCAUGAUAAGUUUGAUGAGAUUAACCAGCAGGGAAAUGAAGUCGGAGAGAUUGUGAAGGAGGACCCUUAUGCCAAGAUAGAAGCUCUGUUGGCAAUGUGAUCUGACAUCUGUCAAGGUGACUCAUGCAAUUGUAGGAUUCCUGAGUCUGACAUGCAAGUAGAGUUGCUCGGAUCGAGUUGCUCUGCUCUUUUAUGUUGGUGCUUGUUGCUCCUGGCAAGCUAGUCAGGACGGUGCAACAUGUGCGACCGUCGUG